Phodopus roborovskii (desert hamster) is the source of this 2308-nucleotide messenger RNA. It is a transcript of the gene Caps2, whose product is annotated as calcyphosine 2. Bases 52 to 1854 code for a protein of 600 amino acids. The transcript is spliced from 17 exons. Lineage: Eukaryota; Metazoa; Chordata; Mammalia; Rodentia; Cricetidae. Gene Ontology annotation, molecular function: calcium ion binding. The record is from RefSeq and is a predicted model, not a curated record.
UUUUAUCUUUUUAAAAGUACAGCAUAUUGCGUGAGAAAUACAUACAUUUGAAUGGAUUUAGAGAUCAAAGGAGUGGCUGCGUCUAGAAGCCAACCUCGCUUAUUUUCUCGACGAAAGAAUUCACUGCAACAAGGAUGGACUUCCAGAUCAUGGGAAAUCCAGAAUCCCUGUCUACCUAUGGUCCCACCACUUGAUUUGGGAAGCCUUGUUGACUCUGAUGAGGAGGAUGAUUUUUCACAAGGGCCACAUAGUACAAUGCACAUUCAUCUCAAGCCACCACAGUUACCUUCUGCUCUGGGUUGGGUUGUGCCAUGUCAAAGACCUUAUACUCAGCAUCAUCCAAACGAAGUGGUACAGGACAUAAUACCCGAGGAUCUGCCAGCACCAACAGGCAAAUACAAGCUAAAAUAUCAGCAAUAUGCAGCUGAAAUGAAAGAGGGAUAUAAACAGCACGUUCAGAGAACGGCAGAAAAGGCAAAAGCAACUAGCAUGCAAGACACUUCAAGAAACAAGGUGAAUGCCAAGUGUGAGCAUGUGGAAGAAGCCAGUGUGGAUGACGACCUUGUGGCUUUGGAUAGGAAAGCCCUGCUACAGCAAGGUUAUGCAGAUAACCCUUACCCUGUAAGGAACAGCGCAAGGCAAUCCGACGCGGAAACCGUAGCUGCAGAGAAGAAGAAGCAAACGGUUGCAGAGCAAAUGAUGCUAGACCACUUAUCCAGGGCUGUCAUCAGUGAUCCAGAACAAGGCUUAAACAUGGAGGAACAAGAGAGUUCUCCUGUCCCUCCAGACCCAGAGGGGGUGCCAAUUCGAGUUAGGAGACGAACUCUGCAUGAAACAAAGAUAAGAACUACCUCCACAUUAACAGAGAAUGACCUUGCUCAGAAAGUAGAAUUUGAUGGAAGGAUCUUAUCAAGAAAUGGACGUGAUGCCUGCAGAGAACUGAUUGGGUUUUUCUUUACCCAUGACCAAUCCCUAACCGUGUAUGAAUAUCGAAAGUUCGGGAAAAACAGAACAAAUGUGCUCCCUUUUAUUAAAAAAGGCACUUACAGUCAUCAGUGUGGACAAAGAAAAGGAAAGCGGUACCGGCUUGGUGACUUCUAUACGGGUGCAACUUUGACAUUUUUGAGCUGCGAUCAUCCUAGCCUUCCAAAGAGCAUAAAAGAAAAUACAUUGUUUAGACUUCGAAUUACAAAUAUCGAUCAAAUAGCGUUGAGUUCUCUGAAAACUGCCUCUGAGGAACACGAGAAGGACACAGUCAGUCGGGAGGCACAGGAUUUGCUGGUGCUACGGGCCGUUCAGGAUAAACUAAAAGAACAACUCCACAAGAGAGGUGUUCGGAUUUUGACUGGAUUGGGAAAAUACUUUCAGCAUUUAGACAAGGAUGGAAGUGGGCUGUUGGAGAAGGCAGACUUUCAGCGAGCUCUGAAAGCUGUUGGCUUAGAAGUGUCUGAACAGGAUUUUGAGUCUUCCUGGCUAAUUCUGCAAGGCAAUGGCCAUGGCAAGAACAAGGUUGAUUAUGGAGAAUUCAAACGUGCCAUGAUUGGUGAAAUGAAUGAAUAUAGGAAAUCGUUUGUUCGUAAGGUCUUCAUGAAACUGGACUUCAACAAAACUGGCGUUGUGUCUUUUAUAGACAUAAGAAAGUGCUACUGUGCAAAGAAGCAUCCGCUUGUGAUUUCAGGACAUUCAAUGGAGGAGGAAAUCAAAUCAUCUUUUCUAGAGACAUUAAGAGAUGCCUGCAGCAAGUCUGAUGAAGUUUCAUAUGGUGAAUUUGAAGAUUACUAUGAAGGCCUAAGUAUAGGGAUAGCAGACGAUGAAGAUUUUGUCAGCAUCUUACGUACUCCAUGGGGGAUUUAGUUUUAAAUAAUGCACAAUCUCUUCAGCACCAAGUAUUUUAUAGAAAACUUGAGUUUUAUAUAAAAUGUGAUUAAUUUGUAAUAUAUUUUUCUAAGAUUAUUUAAUUUUUUUCCCAAAAGUCUUGGAAGACCUAUUUAGAAAUAGGUACAGAUAUGUUUGCUAGCACACAUGCAUGCUUACCUGUCCAAAUGUUUGUAAAGACAGGUCUCUUGUCUUACUCCUUAUCCUUUUAUUUUAGAAAAAUAGUUUAGAAAUUAGCCUCAGCAGAAAAGUAACAUCCCCAUUAAACAAUGCGAGGACUUGUAUAGAGUAAUAAAUUUUCCUAUCCUUUCUCAAUUUUCUUAUAACCAUUUCCUAAAAUAUAGUUGCCAGCAUUCUCAAUUUAAUGACUUGGGAUUCAGAUCAAGGCUGAAAAAUGCAACUUGUUUGAAGCACAAAGUUUUAACGUAUAUAC